This is a messenger RNA of Astrephomene gubernaculifera, 8492 nucleotides long. Lineage: Eukaryota; Viridiplantae; Chlorophyta; Chlorophyceae; Chlamydomonadales; Astrephomenaceae. The record is from the annotation of a GenBank genome assembly.
CGAGAACGUUGAGAGCAACCCAGUAGCUGAAGGGCUCUGAUGCACACGCUCUAAGAAAGCUUACGUAGGAGCCGCAGGAGACAUGUUCGUGGCCGGGACGUCUGGGCAACACCCUCGAACGCCUAGCUGUAGUUUUGGCAUAGGGUUCAGUAGGUUUCACUUUAGAGGAAGAAAUGUGUUGACCGCACAGGUGUUUCCGGGCUGCCGAAGAAGCCCGGCUAGGAGCUUCCAUGUCAGUGAGGAGCCGGCCCCAUCCCUACCGGCCGGCAGCAAUGCAGAGCAAUGCGACAAGGCGCAAACGGAUCCCUUUCCUGUUGCUGGGGCAUUCUUCUCGGGGGCAAUGCUGGCAGCCAGUGCCCUCCGUGCUUCCCAGGCUGCAUCGCCCGUGGUCAUCGCGGCCCUUGCUGCUGCCGUCGUGCUUUCCUCCUCACCAAGCAACGCAGACGCAGCGGAGCAGCUCACCCUCUUAGCUGCACCUGCCUCCACCGCCUCCGCCGUCAGGCCCAUGCAUGCCACCGCGGACUUCGCGGCCGUCCCAAGCGCUGCACUUCGAGCCCAGCUCGAUGCGGCGCUUCGGGCUGCCGAUGAGCUGGUGCAGGCGGCGCCCGACAGUGAAGAGGCGCGGCGGGCUGCUCGCGAAGCCGCCGCCGUGCUUGCUGGGCAGAGCGCCGCUGCGGCCGUGGAGGAGGCGGAAAACGCCAAGGCAGGAGCUGCGGCGGCGGCUAACGCCGCGGCGUUGUCCGCUGCUGCAGCCAGGCAGGCCGACGCCACGGCAGCGGCGGCAGCGGCCGAGGCCUCGGACACGUGUGCGGCAGCUGUGACGGACGCUGUCGCCGCGUCUAACGCGAAGCCUGUGAACCAGGUCGGUGGCUUGGCGCUGCCGUUACCGUCGUGGGAUGCUUCUGGGGAGGAUGUUGAGCGAGUGGAGGAUGCUGCAGCGGACGCAACGCAGGCAGCCAAGCAGGCAGCGGAGGCGCGUACGGCAGCGGCAAAGUACCUCGCGGCAGCGGAGGCGGCGGCAGAGGCCGCCAGGCAGCAAGCGGACAAGGCGGCUGCGGCAGCGGCCAGCGCAUAUGCGGCUAGCGACAGCAGCCUAGCGGAGGCGCUGGUGGCGGCGCAAGCAGCGAAGGCCGCGGCGGCGGAGGCGACCAGGCUGGCGGAGGCGGCGGAGGCAGCGGCCGCGGCAGCGCAGGUCGCCUCAGAGGGUGCUAUGAACGGCUUGCUGGAUGCUAAGGCUGCUCAGGCCAGGGUGGCGAGUAGUACGGCCCUAGGAGAGGGUACGGCAGCCGUGUUAGAGGCUGGUGGCUUGCCGAUGGCGGCGGUGGCUGCCGGAGGCAUCGCUGCAAUGGCAGCAGCGGCGGCAGUCGUUAUGGGAAGGGGCCGCCGUUCGGCGGACAGUACUGGGGCUGAGAAGCAGGCUAAGGCCACUCCAGCGGCUGCGGUUCCUGACGCGCAGGCAGCGGCUCCCGUUGCUGUUGUUGCUACUGCCACGACCCCUAGCGACGGGGAGGAAGCAGUUGUAGACCUGGCACAGCGUGCCGAGGAGGCAAGCUGUGUCAACCCGCCAACGGGAGUAACGGACGAGGUGGUAACUGCUGCUUCUACCGAGGCCAUACCUGAGCCGGAGCCCGCCUUCGGUGCACCUGGCACGGCAAGUCCCGAAGCAGUUGCGAAGUCGCUGCUCACGGAAACGGUGGAGGAGCACGUCGCAGCGACACCUGAACCCGCACCACACGCCGUGGCAGAGGCUGCUGCGGCCGCGGUGGUUCCAGAUGUGCCGGCGGAGGAAGCUGUGGCGGUUGUUGACGCAAGUGGCGUGGCUGUGCCGCCUAUGGCGGAGGCGGUUGAGGUGCCGAUGUACACGGCGGCUGAGGGGCCGUCGGCGACAGCAACGGAGGGCGCGACUGCAGCUGAGCCCGUUGCAAACGCAACAGCGGAAGCUGGUGAAGAGACCGAUGCUGUGAUGAUGGAGGCCACGUCCGUGGUGGUGGUGUCGGAGGCGAGUGUUGAGGCAGAUCCCGUUGUCGAACCGGAAGCGGCGGCUGUGCAGCUGUCGCAUGUGGUGUCGCCGGCGGCGGCGGCUGAUGCUACAGAGGAGGCUCCUGAGGCGAAUGCACCGGUCUCCCAGCUUGACACGGCGACUGCGGCGGCUGGGGCUGUGAAAGCUGCUGACGUGGUGGUGGCUGCUGGACCGCUGCCGGAGGGGGCUGAGGUUGCGCCUUUGCCUCCAGCAGAGGAGGCUAGUACGGAGGCGAGGGCGGAUGCGGAUGUUGUGACAGUGCCGGUGGCGGUGGCAGAAGAUCAAGCUGUGCGUGAGACGCGGCCGCAGCAGCUGCUGGCACAGGAGGCUGACGCCGCCACGCCCAUAACAGCUGCUGCGGAGCCAGAUGUUGCGACGACGACGUCGACGGUGGAGGUGGAGACCGCGCUGCCUGCCGCCGCUGAGCCGCAGGCGACGACGGAGGUGGGGCUGCAGGCUGCUUGCGCGCCCUCCGCUGCAGAGGCAGGAGGUGAGCCGGAGCCCGAUGCCGCCGCCCCUCUCCCAUUUUGCCCCGAGGGCUAUCCGGAGGCGGCAGAGACAGGUGCGGUGGUAGAGGCUCCUGAGGUGCAUGCAAAGGCAGUGCAGGCCGCCGCCGCUGCUGCUGCUGAGGUCUCCUUGCAGCCAGCCCUUGAGGGCUCGGAGCCUCCUGUGGUGGUGGAUGUGGUGGAGGGCGCUGUCGGAGGCCGUGUGGAGGCCGCGGCAGAACCGCCGGUCGACACUGCUUCCGUUGCUGUCCCUGCAGGGGCAGCGGCGGCUGGAGAAGUUGAGGACGCCCCAGCUCUCGUUGCGCUGCCUGCCGCCAUGGAGUCCGCGUCUGGGGAUACUGAAGAGGCCAAGGAUUCGGCGCAACCUGCUGCUCCUGCUGUGGAAAUCAAGGCAGAAGCAGUGGUGGCGCCUCAGGUAGAGGAGACAGUGAUGGCGACCGCAGCGGCGUCGUCCACUCCGUUAGCUGCGGGUUCCCUGCCCGUGGCCGUUCCUGCUACUGCUGCUGACUGCCCUCCGGUGGAUGCUGCAGCGCCUAAAGGAGCUGCUCCUGCCCCACCGGAGGCUGCGGCGUGUGUGGCGGCAGAGGCGGAAGCGGAGGCAGCGGUGCCGGACCCGGCCAACGUGCUCCCGGCCGAGCCAGUGGCUGCAGCGACGGACGCUCCAGCUGUGACCCUGCCUUCCGUUGAGUCUGCGGGAGAGGCAGCAGCGAGGCCGAGUGAAGAGGCCGUCGAAGGCGCCGCUGCUGCAGUUGAGGGGGUGGUAGCAGUGGGAGAGGCAGCACUGGAGCGGGUAGUGGAGCAGCUUGAGAUUCUUUCCUCUUCAGGCGUCGUGCCUGACUUGCCUGAGCCCGAGCCUGAGCCUGAGGCGGUGGGGGAGAUAGAGGCCGCGCGGGAUGAGGAAGCCACGUUAAAGGCGAGCCGCGACGCCUCUAGCUCGGCUGCAGUGCAGCAGGCGUCUGGGGCGACUGAGGAGGUGGGGGCGAAUGCGGCGGUAGCGGCUGCUGUGGAGAUGACGGAAGAGGCAGCUGCUGACGUCGCGGUUGGCACAGCGAAAGAGGAACCGACAGGGGCAGCGGUGGAGGCAGCGGACGUGAAGGAGGUGAUGAGUGAGACAGCUACGGAGGCAGCAGCAGCGCAUCCAGCGGAGGAGGACGCACCGACAGAGGCAACUGUGGAGCCAACAGCUGGUGCGGCGGCGCAGGCGGCAGCCUCAGCAGUGGCAACUGAGCUGGGACCCGGGUCACUGGAGGAGGUGCCGUCUGUUGAAGACGCCCCGGUGGCUGAGGAUGCCGGGGAUGCUCCUGCUGCUGAUACUGACGGAGGUUCUGCUGAGCCGGGGGCGGAGGAGCCCGUUGCUGCCGCACACGUUGAUGAUGUCGCGUCUUUUGCGGCAGCUGAGGAGCCCCCAGUGUUGGCCAGUGUCGCAACCACACCCUCCACAUCUGCCCAGGAAGAGGGGCUAACGGCGGCGGCCGAUGUACACCGCAACCAGGAUGACGGCCCCCACCUUGCUCUUACCAUGGAGGUUCCGGAUAUUGCCAGCGGCGCUUUGCAGGAUGACACGUCAGAUGCAGCUGACCUGACGUCCAUCGUCGCCGGUGCGGCCACCGUCGCCGCUGCACGCGUGGGAACCGCCGUAGCGGACGCCGCCGCCCGCGCCGCCGCCAACGCCGCUGCCAGGGUCGCCGUCGCCGUGGCAGAAGCGGCUGCGGAGGCCGCUGCCCGCGCUUCCGCUGCGGUUGAGGCCGGAGGAACGGCAACGGCGGACGAAGUGACGGCGGCUAUUGCUGAGGCCAUUGCUGCAGCAGCGGAGGAAGCAGCUGCGGUGGUGGAGGCAGGGCCCGGUGGCAAGACCACCGCUGUCGCCGCCUUUUCCGUCACGCCUGCGAUUGAGCCGGCUGUAGUGGACGCCGCCGUUGCUGAGGUCGUUGAGUUCGUUUUACGACCGCACGAGCAGCAAACUGAGGUAGAUGCCUCGGGGGAUGCGUCAAACGAGACUACUGCCGCUGACGCACCGGUAACUGGCGAGGACUCUACGGCUCCGGAAGCAGCUGUAGCAGUGGAGAGGCGAGCGAGGGAGAAUAAAAUCGAAACUGUGGAGGCAACACAUGCAGACGUUCAGGACUCCGUUUCAACGCCCCUCGACGGAUCAGAGCUGACAGCGGCGGCAGCGGCAGUGGCAGAUGCAGAGGCGGAGGCGAAGGCCGAGGCUGCAGCAGAGUCAACCGUUGAGAUUGUUCCGGAAGCACUAAUCAACGUGGCGAAAUACGACAACGACGUAGGCGAAGCGCCUCUCAGCGACAGUUCGGCAGAAGCAGCGGCAGCAGCGCUCGGCGACAAGGCAUCUGUGGGUGCCGCAGCUGAUGUCAUCAAUUCGGGGUUACAGGGGCUGCAAGUUUCGGCUGCCCCCGCCGUGGCUACGGCGGCCGCCAACGACGAGGCUGACGACGUCGCCGCUGCCGCGUUGGGUGUUACGGCGGCGGCGAUGGCCGCUUCCGUCCCCUCCGACAGCUCAACCGUUGCCCACCUGCAGCCCACCCACCCGCUGCCGCCUCCCACCUUGGUGACUACCAUGCCCGAUCCAGACACGCCCACAGACACUAUAGCCACAGCGGCAACGGAGACGGCCACGGAUCUCAUGCUGCCUUCAAGUGAAGCCAUACCGGCAGCCUCUGUCACAACCUCCAGCGCCGCCUCCGCUGCCGCUGCAAACAACGACGACGACACAGCUACAACCGCAGCGGCGGUGGGCACGCCGUUAUUUAGGAGCUCCCCUUCCACAUCUACUGCUGCUGCCGCGGCGGUGGCUGGGCUGCCGCCUUCGCUGGCUGAGACGCUUGAGGCGCUGGCUGAAGGGCCGCUGGAACUUACAGCCUCUGUUGUUGGUGGUGGUGGAGGCAGUGGAGGCGGUGGUGGUGUGACUGCGCGGCUGCUGGAGCGCAUCCGGCUGAUCAACCAGCUGCUUGAGGAGGAACAGAAGCGGGCCGACCUGGUCGCCGAGCUCUCUCUCCCACCGGCAGCGGCCGCUGAGGAAACCCCUGCAGCCGCCGCUGCCGCCCUCGCUGUAACGGCUGCCGCCACAGCUGCAGUCGGAACGGCGACCGCCGAGGCAGCAUCAGCAGUUGUGUCCGCCGUCCAUGACGCCGCUGGCGGCAAUGGCGUCGACGGCGUCGACGGUGGCAGCAAUGGCAACAACGGCAGCAUGCAGAGUGAUGGGAAUGCAGCUGGCGCCGCAUCCGGGCUGCCUCCGUCUCUGAUCAACUCACUCAACAGGGUAUUCCACACACCGCCAGCUGCCGCCGCCACGCCGCAGGAGGAUAGCGGUAUAGGCCUGCCGCCUGCCUCUCCAGAGGAACACGUGCCAGCGGCGGCGGAGGCACCGGCGGUGAAGCCGGAGGCACUGGAGGAGGCGGCGGAGCCGGCAGUGGUGGCGGCCGCAGCCCCUGCCCUGCCCAUGGACGAUAGCGUCGCCGCCGUCGCCGUCGCCGCUGCCACCGCUCCUGUCGCUGUCGCCAUUGAGCCGCCGCCGCUGGCCUCCGUCAAGGCGAAGUUGCUGGAUAUUGUGUACGGCACCGCUCGCGGUGUCAACGCCACCGCCGAGCAGCGAGCUGCGAUUGAGGAGCUGGUGACGACCCUGGAGGGACGCAACCCCAACACAUCUCCUACCGAUGCCGUGUCCGCCGUGUCUGGUCGGUGGAAGCUGGUGUACACGAGCCACGUGGGCACGCUGCUGCUGCUGGGCGCGCUGGACGGGGUGCCGCUGGUGGAUGUGGGGGAGGUGGUGCAGAUAGUGGACCCGGUCACACUCACAGCAACGAACAAGAUCGACCUGGCGGUGCCCAUGCCGGUAUCGCUCCGCGCCGAGGCGGGUCUGGAGGUGCGCUCGCCGCGUCAGUUCAAGGUGCGGUUCACGCGGGUGGGUUUGGACACCUACGUGUCCACUCCGCAGCUGACGGCGGCGCUGGAGGUGCCGGACAGCGUGACGGUGCUGGGCGCACGACUGGACCUGAGCCCGCUGCGGAGGAUGCUGGUGCAGCCAAUCAACAGCGGAAUCGAGGCCGCUCAAGACAUGAUGUCGCGUGCUGUGUCUCCUGAGCUGGACGUAACAUCUGCUUCGUCCGGGAUGAUGGCGACCCACGGGUCAGCCACCAGCCUCUGGAUGCUGACCACCUACUUGGAUAACACACUGCGCAUCAGCCGGGACGAUGAGGGCCGGGUCUUUGUCAUGCUGAAGGACUCGGGCUUGCAGCAAAGGGACGCCUAGGGCCACGCACGGAAAUUGGAUUCAUUUGAAAGCAGAUGAUAGAGUACAUGUGGAGUAUUAGGCCUGCCGAGCAUAGGCCUGGAGCUGAGUUGCCUACCAAGCUACCAAACUAUCGUGAGCAGCUUGACUCGUAUAAAGAGGCUUAGGAACCGCAAGGUCGUUUGUUGAGGUGCCUGUAUCUGGGUUAACGAAACAACACCGGUAGCCUUCAGCAAUGAAGGGCUGCGCCUGACCGCUGAAGCAGCAUGCAUUGGCAGCAGCAAUACCAUUUUCACUGCUACUGCUGUCGCUGGUGCUGAUUAUGACGGUGUAUGCGACGACUGGGGGGCAUUGCCCUCUUAGAACUGCGCAGCAAUGCGCCUGUGGAUCCGAGGAUCAUGCGAGCCUGCCUUUGCUUCUAGCCUUGGCACACAUGCCAUAGUCAUACUUCAUGUCACGUUGCCGAAGUGUAGCGUUUAUUACAUUGAAAUAAAACUCGUAUGCGGUCGGCUGGUCCCCAGUGCUCAGUUGCCUGCUCCUCUUAGCCCCGCAUCCAAUGUGUCAGGGUGCUCGCUGCCAGAGGAGCAGCGCAACUCAUCAUUCCGCCUGGAGAGCCUAGCCCUGUCCUGUCGCCGGGGAAGUGUGUACAUGACAUAAAAGUGCCGUCAUGGUUGCGGUGUUGUUGUAAUGAGAGAGUUCGGCAUUUUGCAUGUGUCUAGAAGCGCGCGGGGCUUUGAGGCUUCCGGCGGAGUGAUAUGUGGAAAACGUGAGAGAUGGGACAGGCGUGAGGGGCCAUGAGCCGCAUGAGCCGGCCGAGCGGAGACGGGACAGGGGAUGAGGGGCGGGGCGAUGUGCUCUGGGAUGGGAUCAAGGGUCUAGUGGGCUAUCGGUUGCAAGCACCGCGCGGUGAUGUCUUAAUGAUGUUUUGAAGCGCUAGGUAGGCAUACGUUGAACACUUACGGUGCUGGUCCGCGUGAUUGUGCAUAUGUCCCAGCGCGGGGCCCUUUCACAGCGUUGUCUGCGCUGGUGCAUGAGGGUUUUGGUCGGGGGAUGGCACUUGUUUGCAAAUGGUCGGUGCAGAUCGCAUGGGUUGCCGGUAAUGACAUGGAUGCCGUGCAGAGGGCGGCCAAGCAGGGCGCCUUUUGACGUCAGCGAGAGCGUGUUUUCUUUUCACUUAGCCGCAUUGGACCUGUUGCACAGCCAAAACCUAGGUGCCUGGUCCGGCGAUUGGGUUUAUCUAUGGACAUAUAACUUGGAACGAGGCUUGGCCGAGGAGAGGUGCUAUGGGUUUUAUGAGAGACGGUGGACAGUCAAAGAGAGCACGGCGUGCGCAAUGCCUGUGUUUGCACGGUGGUUGUUCGGGCUGUCGCAUGCCUGCUUCUGCUUAUGUGAUGCAUGUCUAGUGGCUUCGUGACUAGCCGCGGCGCCCGGUGUGUAAGGCGCCGCAGUCUGACGGGCACGUAACUUACUAAUUAUGACUGCACUGCUUGCCUUUUGGUGCUGGUGGUGCCCAAUCCCUUGCUAAGUUCCGUCUUUGGACGGUAUGGAGUAGUUGAGCGCCAUGGAUUGUGGCCGAGUAAUCCUAUCCAUCAACGCUAUCCCAUCACCCCUCCACCCUUCCGUGCCAUGGUCGUCUCCGUGUUUUAGCCGCUUACCUUCUUGUAACACUACUGUUGUACAUACUGUUGACGUCCUGGCGCUUUCCUUGUAACCUACUACGUUA